This is a messenger RNA of Coccidioides immitis RS, 3261 nucleotides long. RefSeq lists its product as uncharacterized. The transcript has a single exon. Bases 1251 to 3071 code for a protein of 606 amino acids. The record is from RefSeq and is a predicted model, not a curated record. NCBI's taxonomy places the organism in Eukaryota, Fungi, Ascomycota, Eurotiomycetes, Onygenales, Onygenaceae.
UGUGCCGAGUGAGACCUGGAAGAAACAAUUGCAUAAUUGCGAAAUUCACAUCCUAAUCUGCGACGACUUCACCCCAGCCUAUUGCGGCUGUGGACAGACACAUCUCUCAGCCAUGAUACUCACAAAUUGUCCAACUUCCCUGAGAAAUAGUUUGAAGGCCCUUGUGGCUUUCUGGUUUUUGGCAGAAAGUAACUCGUUUUUUUGUCACUUCUCGCCCACUACAAUCGCGGAUCAUCGUCUCUCAAUCCCUAGCUCUAUGUCACAACGCCCCGUCCGGGUCGAUUGCUGGCCCAGUUGCGACGAGCCAUCCUCUGUGGCCAUAAUGGUUACCUGUGUGCUACGUUAUCGUCCCUAUUACACUCUCACUAGCGUACUACGGCCCAGGGUCAAGGAGUAAAAGCCCAAUUUUCGAAGAACGAAUCCUCUAUUCCAGAAACUUCAAAGUUGCGGUUCAUCAGAUCAUUUGCAGGCUCGCAUUGAACACUAACUGCAGCCAGAGCGGCCUGUGCAUACUGUUGCCACAUAAAACCCAUGUCUGUGAAGGAGUAUUGACGUUUUACUCGAUGAUUUAAGGCCCAGCGGACGAGGAAAUCUUAUCGAAAGUACGUCACCUUCAAAAAACAACUACCACACCAUGCUAUAAAAUAACAUUGUCUUUACCCCUAUCCUUCUACCCGCGGCAAGGUCAUAGCUUCUGGGAAAAGCACAUCUUCACAAUCGCUCGGGGUUGAGGCAUGCCCGGACAAAAUUCGCCGGUGGGCCGAAUAUCCUAACAGUACGUAAUAGGCACUGGUGUUAACAUAGAGACAAUGCAAACUUGCCCCCGCAAAUCCCCCCAUUGCCUUAUUGACCUUUGGGCUAGAAUUGAACUGCCGCCGUGACGAUCCUGGAAAUAACAGUACCUUGAGAAAACAGAAUGUUUCACAGAUGAUGGAGUCUUGACUUUACAAACAAAAAAGGUUUACAUUCACUCUUUUCAUUAACUUGCCAUGUCCCAAGUUCAAUUCACACUUAGAAUUGAUGGCUUCAAGGGCUUAUAUCAUAUGAAAUUUGGGAGUUCCCCAUCUAAAUCUCUGCACAAAGGUCACCACAGUAUCUAGCAUUCGUUUGCUUUGUUGGAUACCACCUUUCCUUUCACUUUCUAGCAUCUUUCAAGCUGUCUCUUUCUUCUUGUGGCACAUUCAUAUCAAUGGCAACAUGCAUACUGGAUUUCAGGGUUUAUCAGAAAGCAACAGCCCCAGUGCACUUGGAUGAUGAUUGCUGUUCUCCCCGUCGGACCCUUGUUUGGGCAUGUUACACCCGAAGCCAAAAGGACUAGGCGAUCCUUCCCAGUGUUAGCCAGAACAGAAUCUGAGCCUGUUUCUGCAGCUCUGGUGGCCCUGAUCAUCCUCGCCGCUUUCAUGGUUUUCGGCCUUUUUGUCGGUCUCUUCCGGAUAGGUCGACGUCACAAGCGCACCCGCGACAGCCAUAACGCUGGCCCUGAGAAACUAGAAAGUGGCCUUGGGACUCGUGCUACGAUUCCGACCCCAGUUGAAAACCUGAGAUCCAGGACUGGUCCCCCCCUUCUAGAGGGUCCUCACGCACCAGUUCAUAUGAAUGGAUACCCCCCUAUGCAAGUGAACUCGGAACACUUUCCACGACCCCCGCCAGAAGUCACCGAUCAUGCCGUGAUAUCCUCUCAUUCCCCGUUUCCACAGUCUCACAUACAAAACCUUGAUCUAGACGUGGUGACAAUCGGCAACGAGUCAAUAGAUGACAGUGCAUCGCAGUCGCUCGCAUCAGCCGUAACGUCUUCUGUUUCGUCAAUCAUUGAAAAAUAUAGGCACAUGCCCGAGGACAGCGUCUACGACUCCGAAGAUAGCGCUAGAACAGCCCGGCCGCGGCGAAAACAGGUUAAUGCAAGAAAUUACCACAGGAGCCCCAAUACAGGGGAUAGUCCAUACACGAUGUUUAAUUAUACCUGGGACGAUAUUCCAGGGCAGAGACACACAGAAUCACCGGCACCAGGGAAUCGGUUACAUUCGCCAGUAAGGCUGAAUUUAGCCCGACCUAUGUCACCCCAGACUCGCCAUCAAGAAAGACUAGGUUCUCAUGAAACGUUGCCGAACUUCACAGCGAAUAGAAAUGAGCCCGAUGAACAUCUGGGCAUUGAUUCCACGAACCAUCCUCACCAUACUCACCAAACUUCAUUACCAGCGUCAUGCGCGCUUCACAAAGGAAAAUUCCCUAUGCGCCAAGAUUCGAUGCAGGUCCCUCCGCUAUCAAUUCGCAAAAUGCCCUCGGCACCUAUGGCGACUACGGAAGACGCUCCACGGGUUUUGGGCUCUAGUUCUAACGGUAGGGGACGACCUGAAAGGACCGGGGGAUACGGAGGAUUCUUGCAAAUUGGGCCUCAGACUAGGGGGAGACCAGCAGAACGAGGCAAUGUCGCAUAUUUCAAUAUAUCAAAUUCGUCAAAUACUGACAGGCCCGGCAGUUCUAAGAAUCGGGAGCAUAUAUUAUCAAAUCAGGACUUUCCCCGGAGAUCCCCGUAUGCAGGACAAGAAAUCAGCCUCCAAAAAGCCGCUAUUCCGGGGUAUUUGCAAGUCAAAAACACCCCUUCCGAGGGCAAUGUCGACGAAAAAACGAUUCGCUUCGCGUUACAGGCAACCUCUACGAUAAGCGAUCAGAGCCCAGGAUCAUCAAAUCCCUUGUCACCUGCAGUCACUCCCAACGAACGAAUCGAAUUCAGGGAUUCUACCAAUGGCUCCUAUCCGUUUAUACAUAAGCAAGCGAGAGAAGUUCUGGAAUCUGUCCAUCUGGGCCUUGCACCGCCCCGUGAAAGCGCGAAUUUUGAAUGGGAGGAGAAACGGAGACCUCCAGCUUCCGAUAUCGAACCCACCCAAGAUGUACAAGCAGCAAGCUCGAGCCAAGACCGGAGUGGUAAUGACUUGUCGCCGGAUAGUAGUGAUGUUCUUGAGGGCUCAUUGUCGAGCUCAGGUACAAGCGCUGCGGGGAAUCGAGGUGAUAGCAGGAGAAAAAACAAACGACAGAGUCGGUUGCAUAAUCUAGUGAGGAAAUUUCUUUAUUGACUUUCUACUUGGUGGAUUUAAUCGAGCUAUUUUUGAUUAUAUCUAAUUUCGUAUCUAUACACAUCUUCUGUUUUAAAUACACAGGUCGUUCGUGGUUAACUUAAGCCAGGACUUUGGAAGCUUGUAUGCGAGCAAACGAGCGUUUUUUUUUUUUUUUUUUUUUUUUUUUUUUUUUAAAAAAAAAAAAAAG